CAUUUCAUAAACCCUAAUAAAUUUCCAGUCUAGAUUUUCUCUCAAUUUAAGGAUUUUAAAUUCUUUCUCCAUUUUUUUUUUCCUUCACAAGGAGUCCAAUCCAAAGAAAGAGUUCAAGUAGAAAACAAAAAAAAAGAUGGUGGCAACGAUUUCAGAAUCACCGGUUCUAACUCAAGACGAGUUAAAGAAAAUAGCAGCAUACAAAGCUGUUGAAUACGUUGAAUCGGGAAUGGUAUUAGGAUUAGGAACCGGUUCAACAGCUUACUACGCCGUGAAUCGAAUCGGAGAGUUACUGAAACAAGGCAAACUCAACAACAUAAUCGGAAUCCCAACUUCCAAAAAAACUGAAGAACAAGCGAUUUCGUUAGGUAUACCGUUAUCUGAUUUAGAUACUCAUCCAGUUCUUGAUCUUGCUAUCGACGGUGCAGACGAAGUCGAUUCUUAUCUCAAUCUUGUCAAAGGACGUGGUGGAUCGUUACUCAGAGAGAAAAUGGUCGAAGGAGCUUGCCGGAAGUUUGUGGUAAUCGUGGAUGAGUCUAAGAUGGUGAAAACUUUAGGUGGGAGUGGAUUAGCUAUGCCGGUUGAGAUUGUUCCGUUCUGUUGGAAUUUUACGGCGACACGGCUUCAGAAUUUGUUUGCGGAGGCGGGGUGCGUUGCGAAGCUCAGGAGGGUUGCGGAGACGGGGAAGCCGUUUAUGACUGAUAACGCGAAUUAUAUUGUUGAUUUGUAUUUUGAAAGGGAGAUUGGUGAUUUGAAGGUUGCAAGUGAUGAGAUUUUGAGACUUGCUGGUGUUGUGGAGCAUGGGAUGUUUAUUGAUAUGGCUACUACGGUUAUUGUUGCUGGUGAAUGCGGAAUCACUGUCAAGAAUAAAUAAAUGCAAGGAACUACUGAUUCUCAAUGUACUUGUAUUAGAGAAAAAAAGAAAAUGGAACAAAAGAGUUAAAUCUUUAUUGCAAUUUUAUUUUUAAUUUUAUUUAAAUCAACGGAAAAUGGAAUAAAAGAGUUAAAUGAGAUUUCCAAGCCAUUCUCACG
This is a messenger RNA of Papaver somniferum (opium poppy), 1032 nucleotides long. Its product is annotated as probable ribose-5-phosphate isomerase 2. Gene Ontology annotation, biological process: pentose-phosphate shunt, non-oxidative branch. Gene Ontology annotation, molecular function: ribose-5-phosphate isomerase activity. The transcript has a single exon. The record is from RefSeq and is a predicted model, not a curated record. Lineage: Eukaryota; Viridiplantae; Streptophyta; Magnoliopsida; Ranunculales; Papaveraceae. The coding region runs from base 137 to 874 and encodes 245 amino acids.